Molecule: messenger RNA, 1763 nt
Organism: Triticum urartu
Lineage: Eukaryota; Viridiplantae; Streptophyta; Magnoliopsida; Poales; Poaceae
Source: RefSeq, a predicted model, not a curated record
CCCCGCCCCCACGGCGGGCGGCCACGCAGCCACAAGCUGGUGGCAGCGGCAAGCCGGCGACGCAGCUCCUUCUCUGAAUCUGAUCCUCUCCAACUUUUCUUGAAUCCCUGUAAGCUGUACAGGCUGUUGUGGUAUGGCUCGGAGUUUAACCGAGAACAAGACCAGAACCGCGUCUAUUGUACUUGUGGUAUUUGGGCUCUGUUCCUUCUUCUACCUCCUUGGUGUAUGGCAAAGAAGUGGCUUUGGGAGAGGGGACAGCAUAGCGGCUGUGGUGAAUGAGCAGACCAAAUGUCUGAAACUGCCAAAUCUGAAUUUCGAGACCCACCAUAGUGCAUCGGAUCUUCUGAACGACACUUUCAAUUCUCAAGUCAAAACUUUUGAGCCAUGUGAUGCAGAGUACACCGAUUACACUCCUUGCGAGGAGCAAAAGCGUGCAAUGACCUUCCCUAGGGAUCACAUGAUAUAUCGGGAGAGGCAUUGCCCACCUGAAAACGAGAAGCUGUACUGUCUGAUUCCAGCACCAAAGGGUUAUGUUGCUCCUUUUCCGUGGCCAAAGAGCCGCGAUUAUGUUUCUUAUGCCAAUGUGCCACACAAGAGUCUUACGGUUGAAAAGGCCAUCCAAAACUGGGUGCACUACGAGGGCAACGUUUUCAGGUUUCCUGGUGGUGGAACGCAGUUUCCUCAGGGUGCAGACAAGUAUAUAGAACAGCUUGCUUCUGUUAUCCCAAUUACCAAGGGGAAAGUGAGAACUGCACUCGACACUGGUUGUGGGGUUGCCAGUUUAGGUGCUUACCUGUUGAAGAAAAAUGUUUUGACUAUGUCAUUCGCUCCAAAAGAUAAUCAUGAGGCACAAGUACAGUUUGCACUGGAGAGAGGCGUACCUGCAUAUAUCGGUGUCCUUGGAUCAAUGAAGCUCUCAUUUCCAUCCCGAGUCUUUGACAUGGCACAUUGCUCGAGAUGUUUAAUUCCAUGGAGCGGAAGUAACGGUAUGUACAUGAUGGAAGUUGAUAGGGUACUUAGGCCGGGUGGGUAUUGGGUACUAUCAGGCCCACCCAUUGGUUGGAAGAUUCACUACAAGGGAUGGCAACGGACCAAAGACGAUCUCCAGAGUGAGCAGAGAAAAAUAGAACAAUUCGCAGAACUUCUUUGCUGGAAGAAGAUAUCUGAGAAGGAUGGUAUUGCUAUAUGGAGAAAGACAUUAAAUGGCAAAUCUUGCCCGAGGAAACAAGAUAAUUCAAAAGUUGCCAAGUGUGAGUUGACAAGCGAAAGUGAUGUAUGGUAUAAGAAAAUGGAAGCCUGUAUAACUCCGCUUCCUGAGGUUAAAAGCGUGUCAGAGGUUGCUGGUGGUGAACUAGAGCCAUUUCCCCAGAGGCUCAAUGCAGUACCACCUCGGAUAGCCCGUGGUUUUGUACCUGGGUUCUCAGUUCAAACAUAUCAGGAGGACAAUAAACUCUGGCAGAAACAUGUUAAUGCUUACAAGAAAACCAAUGACUUGCUUGAUACUGGAAGAUACUUCUACUUUAGGUGUAAUCUAUGAGCGAGGGUUAAUAGGAAUGUAUCACGACUGGUAUGUAAACUGCCGUAUUGCUCUCCUGGUUUCAUACUUUGGUUAUCGCAUUUUGUUUCUCACUUAUGUUCGUUGUACAUUGUUUCUACAUUUUGGUAGCUUUGUUUUUUGCAACAGACCUUUUUACUUUUGCUGGUUCACAAUGUGGGGAACUUCGCUUUUCUGUUAUGAAGUGCAUUUACUUCAUGAACACUAU